AAACAGCAUCCCUCCAGCACAGAGAUAGAGAUCAUCAAGACAGAGAGAGAUCAUCAAGACAGACAGAGAGAGAGAUCAUCAAGACAGACAGAGAUAGAGAUCAUCAAGACAGACACAGAGAUCAAGACAGACAGAGAGACAGUUCAUCAUUACAGAGAGAUCAUAAAGACAGAGAGAGAGAGAUAUCAUCAAAACAGAGAGGGAGAUUUUCAAGACAGAGAGAGAUCAUCAAGACAGAGAGAAAGACAGAGAUUAUCAAUACAGACAGGGGGAUCUUCAAGACAGAGAUAAAGCUCCUCAAGACAGAGAGGGAGAACUUCAAGACAGAGAUAAAGCUCUUCAAGACAGAGAGGGAGAUCUUCAAGACAAAGAUAAAGCUCUUCAAGACAGAGAUAAAGCUCUUCAAGACAGAGAGGGAGAUCUUCAAGACAAAGAUAAAGCUCUUCAAGACAGAGAUAAAGCUCUUCAAGACAGAGAGGGAGAUCUUCAAGACAAAGAUAAAGCUCUUCAAGACAGAGAGGGAGAUCUUCAAGACAAAGAUAAAGCUCUUCAAGACAGAGAUAAAGCUCUUCAAGACAGAGAGGGAGAUCUUCAAGACAGAGAUAAAGCUCUUCAAGACAGAGAGCGAGAUCAUCAAGACAGAGAGGGAGAAGGGAUUAUAUUUUCAUAGCUUUUACUCAGAGUGCUGGCCAGGGCUUGCACAAAGAGAGGAGAGAGUGACACAGACGGAGAUAGAGAGUGGAGUGAAGAUUUUAAUCCUCUUGGCAUGCGAGUGUGUCCCUGGCUGCUUGGAAUGUGUUGCAGCUAACCCGGGGGCCAGGACGGAAGGAACAACUCUCACCAUGCUGGGGAAGGAUUACAUGCUCGCCAUCAUCAUCGUCAAUUAUGACGACAAUAUUUGGAACGACCCAAGCCUUGAUUUGGACUCUGACCUACCGUCAGGGUGGCGCACCAUCCGGGACAGCACUGGUACCUAUUACUGGCACGUGGCCACUGGCGCCACCCAAUGGCAGCACCCGUCCUACAGCACUGAGGAGGACCAGAACUCCAUCAAUGGCAUCACUGCCGCGGACAUCAAGAGCCUGGAGGCUGGGGGCAGACGUGAAUCAAGGGCAAGGCUGACAGAGAGCCCAUUGGCCUCCAUAAAUGACAGGGUCUCCUGGCAGGACGAUUAUUUCUGCACCAACGUUGAUCCUGACUCCAAGUGUUUUGCAGUGCGCUCCCUGGGCUGGGUGGAGAUUCCAGAGGAGGAGCUGAUCCCGGGGAAGAGCAGUCUGGCUGUCAAUAACUGCAUCCAGCAGCUGUCCAGCAGCAAGGCAGAGGGCCGCGAUGACACACUGGGCGCCUGGGGAGAGGGCCAGGACAUGAUGAUGGUUCUGAAGAAGGAUACCCUCAGCCUGAUGGACCCAGUGGACCGCAGCCUUCUCCACUGCCAGCCUAUCACUGACAUCCGCGUGUGGGGCGUGGGCUGCAACAAUGGCAGAGACUUUGCCUUCGUGGCCAGUGACAAAGACACCUGUAUGCUGAAGUGCCACGUGUUUCGCUGUAAAGCCCCAGCAAAAACCAUUGCCACGGCUUUGCACAAAAUGUGCUCAAAGAUCAUGGCAGAGAAGACCACAAGAAGCCCAUCUAUGGCGCGCUCCCUCACCAUGGCGACCAUCUCCCCUGAGGACCUGCCACGCCAAGUGGACUUCGUGGAUGCAAUGAGGCAGAGGGUGCAGAAGUUUGAGGUGCAGUACAUCGGAAACCUGCCCGUCUCCAGGGCGAUGGGUAUGGAGGUGCUGAACCGGGCCAUAGAGAGCAUCAUGAACACCUCAGACAGUGACGAUUGGGAGCCCAUCGUCAUCCACAUCUCUGACAGUGUCCUGUCACUCUGGAAAGGAGAGGAUGGAGAUGAUCCAUUUUGGGAAUGUCAAGUGCGUUUGUUGACUUUUCUGGGUGUGGGGCAUGAUACACACACCUUUGCAGUGAUAGUGGACGGCGGGACACAGCGGUUUGAGUGUCAUGUUUUCUGGUGUGAGCCAGACGCAGGGAUCAUCUCUGAGGCUGUGCAGGCUGCAUGCAUGGUCCAGUACCAGAAGUGCUUGGUAGCCCAGACUCCACCACCCAGGUCCAAAAUGUGGCGGGCGGGUUCCAAGGUGAAGCGGGCCAACUCCAUGGACGGCUUCAGUUUUCCAGCUCCCCGUCACCAAGGACUGUCCCCGCCCAAGGCUGGCUCCUCCACCACCAAAAAGGGCAUGCUGGCGUUUUUUGAGACUUUCAGAAAUAAACAGUCAGCCGUUUCCACACCAUAGCAACCAG
Oncorhynchus keta (chum salmon) is the source of this 2301-nucleotide messenger RNA. It is a transcript of the gene apbb3, whose product is annotated as amyloid beta (A4) precursor protein-binding, family B, member 3. Gene Ontology annotation, biological process: regulation of DNA-templated transcription. Gene Ontology annotation, molecular function: amyloid-beta binding; transcription factor binding. The transcript is spliced from 12 exons. Gene Ontology annotation, cellular component: cytoplasm; nucleus. The record is from RefSeq and is a predicted model, not a curated record. The coding region runs from base 843 to 2294 and encodes 483 amino acids. Lineage: Eukaryota; Metazoa; Chordata; Actinopteri; Salmoniformes; Salmonidae.